GAUGAUGCGUGAACAGCGUCAAACAUAGAUUGUGAUCUGUAAUCGAUAACGUACUGUACGUAUUUCUGUAUGUUUUUUCUAUGUAUUCCAGAGCUCUGAAUGUGAAACUGAGUGUUUCUUCCUCGGAUCUUCCCUUCUGGCUCGUGUUGGCUAGCGUCAGAACAGAAAAGAUCCGCUUCGCCAGAUCAGGAAAUUAAAGACUGAUCAGCGAACAGCCAGCCGAUUCAACACCGUUAAGGUUUGGUCAGCACAUGGAUACUUUCAGGACGUGCCAAGAGAUCAGGAGUUCUUCUGUGGUGCAAUUUGAAGAAAUCUGAUUCAGCUGUUAUGAUAAAACCAAUGGACCUUCACUGACGUGCCACUUGACCUCAACACAGAAGAAGCCGAUUCCCCUCAAGUGCCUGCAUCAAGGUUCUUCACAAUGUGUCACGUCAUAGUCACAUGCCGCUCCAUGUUAUGGACCUUGAUGAGUAUUGUGGUGGCAUUUGCUGAGCUGGUGGCAUUCAUGAGCGCUGAAUGGCUCGUGGGAUAUUCAGAAGGAUCUGAAUUAAACUUCACCGUGACCGCUUCCCACCGCAGUGACCAGCGCACCCUGGGUAUUUAUAACCGCUGCCUCAAGGUGGCACAGCAGAAGGUGGUCCAAUGUGGGCCCUACGCCACAGACUUCAUGGAAAUAGCUAGUGGCUUCUGGCAAGCAACUGUUAUAUUUCUAGUCAUCGGAAUCUUCCUCCUUUCCGUAGUGGGCAUCCUUUCGGUUUUCAGCAUGUGCUUCCAGAGUAUCUUGAAGAAGAGCAUAUUCAAUGUGUGUGGCCUUCUUCAGGGAAUAGCAGGUCUAUUCCUUAUCCUAGGUCUGAUGCUCUAUCCUGCAGGCUGGGGCUCAAAGAAGGUGGUUGAUUACUGUGGUCCAGAUGCUUCCGCAUAUAAAGUGGGCUUGUGUUCUCUGGGCUGGGCCUUUUACACAGCCAUAGGAGGCACAGUGCUCACUUUCAUCUGUGCUAUGUUUUCAGCCCAGGCUGAGAUCGCCACCUCCAGCGACAAGGUGCAGGAUGAGAUUGAGGAGGGCCGGAGUCUGAUUUGUGUGCUGUGAGAUGUGAAAACAAACCACUAAAACCAAAGAGAAUAAUUUAUGUCCCAUGUUUACUGAUGGAAAUGACUGGUGCAUAAAUGGGAAUGUAGUUCAGACCUACUGUAGGUCUUUACAAAACUCAACAAACUUAUUUGCUUUUUUUGAUUUUUAUGUCAUCCUAUUGCUGUAUUUCAAAGUAUACACAUCAAAUUAUUUCUAUGAAAAAAACUUUGAAACUAACAAAUUAUUUUUUUUUACAUUGCGUUUAAAAGCAAAUGCAUUGUAUCGCUAUUUUGAUUGAUUUGUUACUAGAUUUUACUUUUUACUAACAAAUAGAAAAAUUAAUGUAACCAGUUUUGUUAAUGAAAUUGUAUGCUGAGUCUCUUAAAGAUAUUACCAAAAUAAUUGUUCUCUGUGAUAAACCUUAUCUUUCUAAAAAAUAACAAAUUAUUCUUUGUUUAGCCAUCUGAGGUGCUGUCUGGCUUAUGCAUGUUGACUGCAAGCAGUCCAUUAAUGGUUAGCUGGAUUUCUUUUUUUCGUAUGGUGCAAAAUGUUUUCUUUUUCAUCAUCUUUCUGCAAUGACUUAUGGAAAAUAAACGGCCUGACCCAA
Danio rerio (zebrafish) is the source of this 1676-nucleotide messenger RNA. It is a transcript of the gene lhfpl2b, whose product is annotated as LHFPL tetraspan subfamily member 2b. The record is from RefSeq and is marked provisional. Gene Ontology annotation, cellular component: membrane. NCBI's taxonomy places the organism in Eukaryota, Metazoa, Chordata, Actinopteri, Cypriniformes, Danionidae.